This is a messenger RNA of Dermacentor silvarum, 1842 nucleotides long. RefSeq lists its product as uncharacterized. NCBI's taxonomy places the organism in Eukaryota, Metazoa, Arthropoda, Arachnida, Ixodida, Ixodidae. Bases 1 to 1842 code for a protein of 613 amino acids. Gene Ontology annotation, molecular function: nucleic acid binding. The transcript is spliced from 5 exons. The record is from RefSeq and is a predicted model, not a curated record.
AUGGGCCAGGGCGGGGCGGGGCAGGCCAGGCAGGGCAGGGACUCACGUCCGCAGGACGUCUCGUCGGUGCAACUGAGCCUCCCAACCCUCUGGCUCCAGAACCCGCAAGUUUGGUUUCACCAGAUCGAGGCACAGUUCUGCCUCUAUACCUCGGAAACGACGCUCUACUAUCACGUCGUCUCAGUCCUUCCUCCUGAUGUUGCCGGCGAGCUCUCGGACGUCCUCUCCAGCCCCACGGGCGCUACACCAUAUCAGCACCUCAAGACCAAGGUGCUGGAGAGAUACAUGCCGUCGGAAUGCACCCGCCUCCGGCAGCUGCUUACCCAGGAGGACCUUGGCGACCAGCGUCCCUCCCAACUGCUGCGCCGGAUGCGACAGCUUCUCGGGGAGUGCGAUGUGCCCACCCACUCAGCGUUGCUUCGCGAGCUUUUCCUCCAACGCCUUUCCCAGCCUAUCCGCCUCGUCCUCGCGGCGGCCGGUGACGUCACCCUCGACCGCCUGGCCGAAUUAGCCGAUCAGCCCCCUUCAGGAGAGCCGUUCGCCUCGUCAUGGUCAUCGCACUCUUUCGCGCACACGUCAAGCUCGGAGUCCCAGCCCUCCACCUCUCUGCUGGUACCACCGGCGUUUCCGACACCGAGCCACGAAGUGCACACGUCCCUGUUCGUAGCCGGCCAACGCCCACCGGGAUUACUGACGGCAGCAUGUGGUCUCGCAUUUCAUCCCUGCCGCCUUUUUAUGGUGACCGACAAGUUCUGCGGCACCCGGUUCCUUAUAGAUACGGUCGCGGAAAUCAGCGUGGUUCCCCAGAAUAAGGUUGAUCUUUCCAGGGCACCAGGGCAGUCGCUUGGUGCUGCCAACGCCUCGUCUAUAGCGACUUAUGGACUCCAAUCUCUCACCCUCGACUUCGUCCUUCGCGGCACUUUUCGGUGGGUCUUCGUCAUCGCAGACGUGGUUCACCCGAUCAUCGGCUCGGACUUCCUCUCAUACUUCGCCUUGGACGUCAACGUGCGGCGUCGUCGCCUCACAGACGGUCUGACUCGUCUCUCCAUCUUUGGAGUCCUGUCCGACCUUGCACCCAUGGGUAUCACCACGCUAAUACCUUCCUCUCCUUUCGAAAAAAUCUUGGAAGAUUUUCCGGAGUUCACAAAGCAAUGCAACCUCACUCAGCCGCCUAAACAUACAAAGACACACCACAUCGUCACCCGUGGGCCACCACUAGCCGCUCGACCACGCCGCUUGUUUGGGAACUGUCUACCUAUCGCCAAACGGGAGUUCAACCACAUGCUGCAGCUCGGCAUUAUACGCCCGUCAUCCAUCGCGUGGGCUUCUCCGCUGCAUCUAGUGCCCAAGGGUGAUCCCGGUGACUGUCGUCCAUGCCGAGACUGUCGAGCGUUGAACACAAAGACUGUCCACGACAGCUAUUCGCUGCCUCAGUUCCAAGAUUUUACGUCACGUCUCGACGGAUGCACCAUUUUUAGCAAAGUGGACCUGGUUAAGGCCUACCACCAAUUUCCCAUCGAGCCCGCCGACAUACCUAAGACCGCCAUCACAAUGCCCUUUGGCCGUCGUUUCGACCCCGUUCACCUCGACAUUGUGGGCCAUCUACCCGUGUCUCAAGGUUACCGCUACAUACUCACCAUGGUCGACCUUUUCCCACGCUGGCCGGAGGCUGUUCCCAUUCAUGACAUCAACGCUAAGACGAACGGCCGUGAAGAGACCGUCAACUUAGACCUCCUCAAGCCGGCUUACGUGGAGACUGCGACGGAAAGCCUCGCAUCGCCGCCCGACCUCGUGCUAGAGUGCCACAGUCGGCCCUCCGUCCGGUUUCAUUUUCCAGUCUAG